UAUUUUUCAAUACAUUUGCGGCAAAUAUUUUUUGUACACAUGUUUAAAAAUAAUAAUUUAAAAAUGAAGCUGAUGACAGUUUAAAGAUGGCUUCAGUGAUAUUUGAAAUUCCAGUGACAUAACUACACAAAUAUGCAAGGGCUACUCACCUUCUUCCAACAGUACCUACCUGAGCUGGAAAGAGUAAUGAAAAAGACCAAGACGACCAGCUUCAGAUUCAAAGGGAAAGAGUUCAAGCUGAAACCGAAUCGCAAAGGGAGGAUGAAAAGAACUAAGUUGGAUCCGGCGACGAAAAUAGCAAGGACGGUAUUCAGGUCUAUGCAAGCUCACGUCGACCGACUGACCAAAAAUUCGAAAAGGUUCAAAGACUUGGCCUCGGAAUCAGCCAUACCGAUAACAACUGAAGCAAAGAUUGUUAAACCUUCAAGGAGCAAAGUACCCAGAAUUAAAAAAUAUUCCAGUUCAAAAAUAACCGCCGAGAAAACUAACUCAUCCGUCAACGAGAAGAAAUUACAUUCGAAAACGAGGUCUAAAUUAACUCGUCAAAACUCGAGUUCCUCAGUCGCAAGCAAAACGAAAAAAGUAAAAUCGGAAAAUAAAAAAUCAAGGCGUUCAAAGAUUGCAGACGCGGAAAAAUCAGAUAUUAAGAACAUAUUAGAAAUGAAAAGGGAAGAGUUUCUAAGGUGUCUUAAAAAUCUCCAAGACGAAUUAUCAGCGUUGAAGGUGCCGGAUUUCAACCUGCCGCAAAAGGAUUUGGUAUCCAAAGAUAAAAAGAAAUCGACGAACACCGCCACGAAGAAAAAGUCGACAGCAUCGAAAAAACGCAAAGACAGCAAAGCUCCAAAAAAGAAAUCGGAAGAUUGGUGUCUCAACAGAGAGCUGAGCAGCCAGUCCAUGUUCUCGAGCGACGACUACGACUUCGAAAAGCACGCCCUCGACGUCAGGGAAAACCUGAAAAUGAGUGACCUGGGGCCCGGAGUCUACCCUAAUCUGAACACACUCCCGCAGCCAAAGAACAGAUUGUUCAACACCAUUCGUCAGCUCGCAGAGGCAUAUAACAAACCGAACUCGAUGCCCAACACGAUCAGCGACAUCAAUUUGGCAACCCUGGAACUGAAAACGGACGGAGUCGGUGACGGCGAGAUGAACGCGAGCGACUUCUUCGAAUGGGCUCAGAGGCCGCUCAAAGGUAUUAAAUUUCCAGACGGUGUCGCCUGAUGUCCUGUCAACUUUUGUUUUUUUCAAGAAAUACAGUUUUAAAAGUUGGCUUUCUAUUCUA
Molecule: messenger RNA, 1279 nt
Organism: Cimex lectularius (bed bug)
Lineage: Eukaryota; Metazoa; Arthropoda; Insecta; Hemiptera; Cimicidae
Product: micronuclear linker histone polyprotein-like
Exons: 5
Coding region: 133-1218 (361 amino acids)
Source: RefSeq, a predicted model, not a curated record